CCCCGACACAGGGAAGCCAUGGUGAGUGAUCACGUGAAGCUGCCGGCCUUUCCUUUCCCUGGGCAUGCUGGGAACUGUAGUGUUCCGCCUGCCGCCGGCUUCCGCUGUGGAGGAGAGAGGACAGUCCAGGUACUACAUUUCCCAGGAAGCGAAACAGCCGGCGCUGCAAUUAAGCCUCCAAACCUUCGUCUGAACAAUCCUGGCGACUGCCGGUCUUUUUACAAAGGCACUUGCUCAGGGCUGAAGGUGGCAGUGCCAUCACACACCAUCCAUGGCAUCAGGGGUCAGGCCCUCUACCUCCCUGUGCACUAUGGAUUCCACACUCCGGCAUCAGAUAUCCAGAUCAUAUGGCUGUUUGAGAGACCCCACACGAUGCCUAAAUACUUACUGGGCUCCGUGAACCAGUCUGUGGUUCCCGACUUGGAAUACCGACACAAGUUCACCAUGAUGCCACCCAAUGCGUCUCUGCUCAUCAACCCACUGCAGUUCACUGAUGAAGGCAAUUACAUCGUGAAGGUCAAUAUUCAUGGAAAUAGAACUCUGUCAGCUCAUCAGAAGAUACAAGUCACUGUUGAUGACCCUGUCACAAAACCGGUGGUGCACACUCAGCCUUCCUCUGGGGCUGUGGAGUAUGUGGGGAACAUGACCCUGACAUGCCUCGUGGAAGGAGGCACCCGGCUGGUUUACCAGUGGCUAAAAAAUGGGAGGCCUGUCCAUACCAGCCCCACCAACUCCUUUUCUUUCCAAAACAACACUCUUCAUAUUGCUCCAGUGACCAAAGAAGACAUUGGGAAUUACAGUUGCCUGGUGAAGAACCCUGUCAGUGAAAUGGAAAGUGACAUCGUUAUGCCUACCAUAUAUUAUGGCCCUUAUGGACUUCGAGUUAAUUCUGAUAAAGGACUAAAAGUAAGGGAAGUAUUUACUGUUGAUAUUGGAGAAGCCGUCUUGUUUGAUUGUUCUGCUGAUUCAUAUCCUCCCAACACCUACUCCUGGAUUCAGAGGACUGACAAUACCACAUAUGUCAUUAAGCAUGGGCCUCACUUGGAAGUCGCACCUGAGAAAGUAGCCCAAAAAACAACCGACUAUGUGUGCUGUGCUUACAACAACGUAACUGGGAGGCAAGAUGAAACCCGUUUCACCGUCAUCAUCACUUCUGUGGGACUGGAGAAGCUUGCACAAAAAGGGAAAUCAUUGUCCCCCUUAGCAAGUAUAACUGGAAUAUCACUCUUUUUGAUUAUAUCCAUGUGUCUGCUUCUCCUAUGGAAAAAAUAUCAACCCUACAAAGUGAUAAAACAGAAGCUAGAAGGCAGGCCAGAAACAGAAUACAGGAAAGCACAAACCUUUUCAGGCCAUGAAGAUGCUCUGGAUGACUUCGGAAUAUAUGAAUUUGUUGCUUUUCCAGAUGCUUCUGGUGUUCCCAGGAUGCCAAGUAGGUCUGUUUCAGCCUCUGACGGUGUAUCAGGGCAAGAUUUGCACAGUACAAUUUACGAAGUUAUUCAGCACAUCCCUGCCCAACAGCAAGACCAUCUGGAGUGAGCAUUCAUAGGCAAAACAGUGCAUUGGAGUGAAAUAAUGAAGGAACUGUUUGGAGGAAAAACAAUGGCAAUGUAUAUUCAUCCGGAAUCAGUGAAGAAAUCAAGCCCAAUACCUCUUACUCAUUACAAAUGCUUUUAAAUGCAGAACAGAGUCAUUUAUAAAAACUGGACUGCAGGUUUUCCUGCAUACACACUAUACACUACAGUGAAGCCUGGCUGGGAAAAAGGCCUCAGUGGAUAGUCUUUAUCAUGCUGACUCAGAAAAAGAAGACUGGGGAUUUCCAAUUAGUCUCUCUCUAUCAAGUUCCUCUAAAAGGCUCCAUUAGUUCUUAUCUAUACUUUCACUUUCAUCAACAUUGACACUAUCAGAUCUAACCUAGGAAACGUUUUAUUUGGAAAAUUUUCAGCAGACUUUGUUUUAUUAAAUUCUCAUUAUUUUUUAAGAUUGCUGUAUUUAUUUUUUUAUUUCAUCCCCAAAUUUCUGUCUUGAUAUUUGUGCCACAGAAAAUGAUGGUUGUCUCAAAAACAAGACUGUGCCUUCUCCUUGGCUGUCAAUCACCAAUGGUGAAAAGACUUGUAAAAUGCUACAGGAAAUGACAUUAAAGUCUUACUUUUAUUUUUGUUCAAGGAAAGAUGGAUUCAAAUAAAUUAUUCUGGUUUUGCUUUUA
Messenger RNA from Hipposideros armiger (great roundleaf bat), 2203 nucleotides. It is a transcript of the gene HEPACAM2, whose product is annotated as HEPACAM family member 2. The record is from RefSeq and is a predicted model, not a curated record. Gene Ontology annotation, biological process: centrosome cycle. Gene Ontology annotation, cellular component: centrosome; Golgi apparatus; midbody. The transcript has 10 exons. Bases 19 to 1536 code for a protein of 505 amino acids. NCBI's taxonomy places the organism in Eukaryota, Metazoa, Chordata, Mammalia, Chiroptera, Hipposideridae.